CUCCCCCCUCCUUCCCUCCAUCUCUCAUCUGUGUCAUAAAAAAAAAAAAAAAAAAAUCGUGAAAGCCAGCCACCAAUUGAAGUUGACAAAGGCUUGUAGCCUACCGUCUUUUGUUUUUGUAUUUUGUUUUUUUUUAGUUUGAUUAUAUAUGUACUGACGGUUUUCGGAGCUAAAGUAUCAGAGAGCCUAAAAUCCUAAACCCCCAAAACCACAUUCUACAAUUUUUGUUUUGUUUUUUUCAGCAGCGGAAGAUAGCAAUGGAGAUCGAUAGAAUCGAUGGGCGAACGCCGAACCAGUUGAGACCACUCGCUUGUUCUCGUAACGUUCUUAACCGUGCCCAUGGCUCUGCCAGUUGGUCCCAAGGAGAUACCAAAGUUCUUGCUGCUGUUUAUGGACCAAAAGCAGGAACAAAGAAGCACGAAAACCCUGAGAAGGCUUGUAUUGAAGUUAUUUGGAAACCUAAAACUGGGCAGACUGGAAAAUCGGAAAGGGAGUACGAGAUGAUAUUGAAGAGAACAUUGCAAAGUAUCUGCAUUUUGACCGUCAAUCCAAAUACAACAACAUCAGUUAUAAUACAAGUUGUCAACGAUGAUGGUGCACUUCUCCCUUGUUCCAUAAACGCUGCAUGCGCUGCACUUGUAGAUGCUGGAAUUCCUCUGAAACAUCUUGCUGUUGCAAUAUGUUGCGGUCUGGCAGAAAGCGGAUAUGUUAUACUGGACCCCGCCAAGCUAGAAGAACAGAAAAUGAAGGCUUUUGCAUAUCUCGUCUUCCCAAACUCAGUUCUCUCAGCCCUUCCUGAAGGAUCACCAAAGGUAGAAGGUGAACCCAUGGAAAAUGGGAUCAUCACGUCUGUUACACAGGGUGCAAUGGCAGUGGACGACUACUUCCACUGUCUAGAACGAGGGCGUGCUGCCAACGAAAAGAUGUCUGCUUUUCUCAGGAGGAGUUUGCAACCCCAACUCCCGGGCUGACUCAAUUAAAGCCAGGUGUUUGGCCUGCCAUAACGUAGCAGCUGUAUUUUACAGUUUUGAAUCAUUAGUUGGAUUUCAUGACUUUUCUGCUGGAUCUCUGUUGGAACCAGAACGCCACCAUUUCCUGUGGCUGCAGUGACCUUAGUGGGGGUUUUUUUUUUUUUUU
Messenger RNA from Morus notabilis, 1137 nucleotides. Its product is annotated as exosome complex exonuclease RRP46 homolog. NCBI's taxonomy places the organism in Eukaryota, Viridiplantae, Streptophyta, Magnoliopsida, Rosales, Moraceae. The transcript has 8 exons. The record is from RefSeq and is a predicted model, not a curated record. The coding region runs from base 258 to 971 and encodes 237 amino acids. Gene Ontology annotation, biological process: rRNA catabolic process; nuclear mRNA surveillance; U4 snRNA 3'-end processing. Gene Ontology annotation, cellular component: cytoplasmic exosome (RNase complex); nuclear exosome (RNase complex); nucleolus.